Messenger RNA from Colius striatus (speckled mousebird), 5737 nucleotides. RefSeq names its product SH3 and PX domains 2B (gene SH3PXD2B). The coding region runs from base 84 to 2801 and encodes 905 amino acids. NCBI's taxonomy places the organism in Eukaryota, Metazoa, Chordata, Aves, Coliiformes, Coliidae. Gene Ontology annotation, cellular component: cytoplasm. The transcript has 14 exons. Gene Ontology annotation, biological process: superoxide anion generation. Gene Ontology annotation, molecular function: protein binding; phosphatidylinositol binding; superoxide-generating NADPH oxidase activator activity. The record is from RefSeq and is a predicted model, not a curated record.
CUCCGGUCCCGCUGCGAGCGGCACAACCUCCCCCGCGCCGCCGCUGCCGCUCCGUGCCGGGCUGCGAGGGCCGAGGCGGAGGCAUGCCCAGGCGGAGCAUCGCGGAGGUGAAGGUGCUGGACGUGCAGAAGCGCCGCGUCCCCAACAAGCACUAUGUGUACAUUAUCAAAGUCACCUGGUCCCAUGGCUCCACAGAAGUCAUAUACCGGCGGUACAGCAAGUUCUUUGACCUGCAGAUGCAAAUGCUGGACAAGUUUCCGAUGGAAGGAGGGCAGAAGGAUCCCAAGCAAAGGAUCAUCCCCUUUCUGCCAGGGAAGAUCCUCUUCCGCCGGAGUCACAUCCGCGACGUCGCGGUCAAGCGCCUGAUCCCUAUUGAUGAAUACUGCAAGGCUCUGAUCCAGCUGCCUCCCUACAUCUCCCAGUGCGAGGAGGUUCUCCAGUUCUUCGAGACACGACCUGAUGACUUGACGCCUCCCAAAGAGGAGCCCAUUGGAAAGAAGAAGUCUGGGUUUAUCCAGAGAACGGCCUCUUUCCUGCAGAGAGGAGCUGACUCUGCGUCGGUCGACCCCUUGGUGCUGGAGCAGUAUGUCGUGGUGGCAGACUACCAGAAGCAGGAGAGCUCCGAGAUCAGCUUGUGCGUGGGCCAGUUGGUGGAUAUCAUUGAGAAGAACGAAUCAGGCUGGUGGUUUGUGAGCACGUUGGAGGAGCAAGGCUGGGUGCCGGCCACCUGCCUGGAGGCCCAGGAUGGUGUCCAGGAUGAGUUCUCAAUGCAACCUGAUGAAGAGGAGAAGUACACUGUUAUUUACCCAUACACUGCAAGGGACCAGGAUGAGAUGAACCUGGACAAAGGGGCUGUGGUGGAGGUGAUCCAGAAGAACCUGGAGGGCUGGUGGAAAAUCAGGUACCAAGGCCAAGAAGGCUGGGCCCCUGCCUCCUACCUCAGGAAAGGGAAUGGCGAGAUGUUCUCCCAGAAGCUGGGGUCAGGCUCCUCCGCUCAUUCCUGCGCCUUGGAUCUGGAUGGCAUCUCCCGGCAGCAGGUCGCAGCGAGCCGGGAGAAGGAUGGGCUCGCUGGGCAAAGGGAUGGGAGGCUGGACAGCCGGCCCCUGCCCGGUGCUGACAUCCGACGCAAGUCACCAAAGAUGAGGCAGAGACCCCCUCCUCGCCGAGAUCUCACCAUACCACGUGGUUUGAACCUGCCCAAACCUCCUGUCCCUCCUCAAGUGGAAGAGGAAUAUUACACCAUCGCUGACUUCCAGACCACCAUCCCUGAUGGCAUCAGCUUCCAGGCAGGAAUGAAAGUGGAGGUUAUUGAGAAGAACCUGAGCGGCUGGUGGUACAUUCAGAUUGAGGAGAAGGAAGGCUGGGCCCCUGCCACCUUCAUCGAUAAGUACAAGAAAACCAGCAACGCCUCCAGGCCAAACUUCCUGGCCCCGCUCCCCAACGAGCUGGCCCAGCUCCGGCUCGGCGAUGCCACGGCCAACGGCAGCGCCGGUGAGGAGGCCACGGGACCGUGCCGACCUCUGCCAGAGGCUCCCCCGAACGGCACAGACUGUGCUGGGAAGUGGGCCAGAGACUGGAAGGGGAAGGAGGCUCCCGAGAGCGGGGACGUGGCCUUCGCUGGUGGGUACGAGGAGAUCUCGGAGCGCGACGUGGAGGAGAAGCCCAGCCUGCCGCCCAGGAAGGAGUCCAUCAUUAAGUCAGAGGGCGAGUUGCUUGAGAGGCAGAGGCCUCCCCCCAAGCCCCCAGGUGUGAUUUUGCCCAUGAUCCCACCCAAGCAGUCAGCAGUGCCAAAGGACAGCAAGAAGCCCGAGCUGAAACCGGAGAAGGGCAAACUCUUCCAGCUGAAAAACGAAAUGGGACUGGAAUGUGGACACAAGGUGUCAGCCAAGGAGGUGAAGAAGCCAAACCUCCGGCCCAUUGUUAAGCCAACCAAGCCAAAAGCUGAGCCCGUGGAGGACAAGCCUGAGCCCAUCACCCAGAAUCCAUUCUUGAAGUCAAGACCUCAGAUCAAGCCAAAACCUGCUGCAGGCCCCCGGACUGACCCACCUGCAGCUGAUGAUAAACUGGACAUUUGCAGCCUGCGGAGCAAGCUUAGACCUGCAAAGUGCCCAGAGAAACCCUCUGAGCAGGAUGUUGCUGCCAGUGAAAGCUCCUUCAGUAAUGCCACAGUCUCUUUGGAGGCUUCUGGAAGGUUUCAGGAGCGACCAAGCAUGGAGAGCAAACCGCCACCCAAACUGGACAGCCAUGCCACAAGGGAGCCACUGCCCAAAUCUCCCCUGGGUCCAGCAAACAUCCCAGGUGCCAGGGACCCCCCGCCACAGCGCCCUGUCGUGCCACCUCGCAGACCACCGCCCCCCAAGAAAACAGGGGGUCCUGCCUCUGGCCCCGCAGCCGAGCUCAGGGCCCCGGCACGGGAAACACCAGAGGUCAGGUCAUCCCCAGUGCCAGGGAGGCCCAUGCUGGUUCCUCCGAAAGCCAAGCCCUUCCUCUCUGCCUCUAUCCAAGAUGAAGCCAAAGUGAAAAGCAGCAUAAGCCCAAAGGUCAUAUCCAAGCCAGUGGAGAGAGGAGAAGGCAAGGAGAGGACCCCAGCCCCCGUCUGCAGCCCGGACGUCUCCAGGGAAGCUCUCUACGUGGCAGUGGCGGAUUUUGAAGGUGACGAGGAGACCAACAGCUUUAAAGAAGGGACUUUGUUUGAAGUUCGUGAGAAGAACAGCACCGGCUGGUGGUUUUGCAAGGUCCUGACUGGGGGUCCGUGCUGGGAGGGCUGGAUCCCUUCCAAUUACCUACGCAAGAAGCCAUAGCUGCUCCUCUGCUUGUACAGCUGGAGCUUCCCUGGGCUCUCACCUGAGUAUUUAAUUAGCAGAUUAAUUUAUAGUUUUCCAGGAGGCUGGCUUUGAAAACAGAGAGGAGAAUUGAGAUCCCACACAUCCCAGCUGCUCCCAUCGGCAGCAGCGUGCAGGAAGCAGCCUGGCCUCAGCUCCCUUCCCCACUCGCCCUCCUGCCCACAGCCCCCUGCACUGUUCUGGCCGAGCUUCAUGGCAUACCGUGGUUCUCCAUGCUGGGGAGAUGGACCUUGAGAGACAUUUUUGCCCCCUGCAUGAGAAUUCAAAAGAAACAUGGCCGUAGCCAGGGAGAGAAGGGAAGUGUGACAUGGUACCAGCGAAGGAAAUCUGGAUUUGCCUUUGUCUGAGGCUCAGGGUCAGGGUCAAAUGUUGUAGUCCAGGUGUGUAGCAGAGCCUCAGGGAACGUGGCAAGAAGGAGGAGUGAUUGCUGGAGAAGGAGGUCCCUGUGGCUCUGCGAGCACUGUGGGCACAGGCGCUGCAUUCCAGCACGGGGCUGUGCCUCGCUCCUCCCCGUGAUGCCACGGCACCAUCCCUUGGUUCUUCUAUGACAAGUGUUAACUUCAACAUCCUCUAUAGCAAAACACACACACACACACACACAUAGGUAACAAGUCCUCUCUGUGCUGAUCCAGGACACUAUGCAGGCUUUUCCCUUGCAGUAUUGCAACCAAACAGGGGUUAGGCUUCAGUAGCUGAGGAAUACUAUGCAAGGCACAGAGGAUCAAAACGACCCCAAAAGCCUUGGAAAGAGGAUGCUUUGCUUUCCUUCCCACACAGACUGCCCUGCCUGUUGGACUAUACGGGACCACCCGUUCCUGUGACCCACAGAGCUUCCCUGGGCUGAUGGGCAGCAGCCUGGAGCUGGGUCUUUCCAUAGGUGCUGAUAUUAUCAAGUGCAAUCCAGAACGUGGGAGUUCAGCUCCUCAUCACGACCAGUUGUGAGGUGUGUCUGGUGCUCAGGGGCUCCCUACCUUGUUUGUCCCCCAUCUGUCUUCCAGGUACAUUCAUUUCAUCCUGUGUGCUGGGCUCUUUUAGUGGGGGCUUCAGGACAAACACAGCCUGGCAUUCCUGCCUGCCAAGCCUAAUCUUACCCUCAACAUUGCUUAUCCCAGCAGGGGAUCAGCUGUUGUUACCCAGUGCUGCUUUCUUCUGCUCUGUACGUGGCUACUAGCAGAUGGAGGGCCAUAUUUCUCUCUCAGGAAGAGCUUUACAGCCAGCACUUCUGUGGGUUUUCUGUUGACCAAGCCCCUUUGCCCUUUCUCAUCUAAUUGCAAGUCUAAAAGUUCUGCAGCUCUGCACCCACGUUGUUUUGCUGCUAGAAACAAUUGCGGUUUUCCCUCUAAUUUGAGGCUGGCAGAAUUGAAGGGGUGUUCUCUGCUCCCCCAAAUGCUCACUUCCCUCUCUGUCCCAUAUUUUCUACCCUGUAAAUGUGGAGUUGAAGAUACCUCUGUCUGUGUGCAGAAUGAAAAUGGUGGUGCCUCAGGCCAGGGUCAUUCUUGGAAGGUGACAGGGCAGUUUGUCCCAUCCCUGAUCUGUUAGUGAAGCCCUGACCAUCCCAGUUUGGCCUCGCAUGCAGAAGGUUCCUUUUUAGCCACUGGGAAUUCAAGCACCCUGGUCUCCAACUGAUUCCUCUCCCUCUCACCUGUGGUUUUCUCUGGUGGCAGAUCAGCCUCUGAUCAGGCUGACUCACCUGAGCUGGCAAUAAGCAAUACACUCACAACCCAAGCCAAUAACAGGGUUCCUUGUGUGGCAGGUUGUGAGGUGGUGAUGUGCUGCCAGGAGAGCUGCAGGGUGGGUUGGGCAAACAAUGCUGCUUUGUCUCUUGCUCCAGUCAGUCUCUUUUGCUUUGGAAAGGAACAAGGAUGGGAUGAAUUAAGCCAGAGCUGCCCAGCAGCCAAAUGCAGCCCCCACUGUAGCUGGGGAGGGGGCUGGACUUCUGUCCCCUGUCUGCUCUGGCAGUGUCACACAGGGUGGAAGGGCUGCAUGUCCUUUCCCUGUGGCACUGUGUCCUUACUCUCUCUUUGUGAAUGGCCUUUGAAUCUCAGAAGCGUCUCUCUUUUCUCUGUCUCGGAGACCUCACUGCCCCCGGCUUUCCUCAGAGGGGACAAUGCUAUUUCUGUGGCCUCUGUACUAAAUGAGGGCUAUUUCUGCUUUCCUCCCAGCCUGAACCUCAGAACUGGUAGUGCUUCAUUUUGCUGACACAAGUACUGUAUUUGGCUCACUGAGCAUGUGACAGGAUCGCUCCUUUGUUCCCAAAGGGGAAGGCAGGGUGAGUGCCUGGGGGAAUUGGGGGUCACCUUACCCCUUUCUACUACUCUUCUGUCUGCCAAGGGACCACAAGUGGGACCAGAGUUCCUGUUGGGAAGAUGCCCCCAAGCCCUGGCAGGAUGUGUGCCCCCAGCUCUGCUGCCACACGUGCCCUCUGCCAGGCUGUGCCUCCUCUCUGUACCUCACGCAUCGAACGUGGCUGAGCUCCCUGACUACCUCGUAAGGAGGAGGAGGGUGACUGGAGGCUUUGUACCCUGAGCUGGGCUGCAGGGCACAUCACCCCAUUAGCCAAAGCUCAGCCUCCCUCCUCUGGGGCUUGUGAGGGGGGGAAAUCACCAUGGUGUGGGGUAGGAGGUGGGUGUAGGAGCAGCCCGGCUCCCUCUCACAGCUCCCCAGGCCCGUGUGUCUGUCCAUGUCUCGCUGGAUCAUGUAAGUGUGUAUUAAAUCUCCAUUGCUGUGGGUGGGUGGGGGGUCAGCAGAAGGUAGAUGUAGCUGUGUAAAUGCCAUAUCUAUGCUUUCACCAGUAGGGGAUUGUGUCUUGGUUUGGUUUUUUUUAUUCAGUGGGGUGUUUUUUUGGUGGUUUGGUUUGGGUUUGGGGUUGUUUUUUUAAGAAAUAAAAAGAAAAC